Aspergillus heteromorphus CBS 117.55 is the source of this 3642-nucleotide messenger RNA. Its product is annotated as putative ubiquitination network signaling protein. Bases 299 to 3364 code for a protein of 1021 amino acids. The transcript is spliced from 2 exons. Lineage: Eukaryota; Fungi; Ascomycota; Eurotiomycetes; Eurotiales; Aspergillaceae. The record is from RefSeq and is a predicted model, not a curated record.
CUCUCUUACUCACCCUCCCCCCUCCCCUUCCCCAUAUCCAAUCCGAUUCGUUCUGACUUUCCUUUUCUCAUCCUAGUCUUUGCUUUACCCGACUUUCUGUCCCCUCCUGUCAUUCCUUUUUCCCGCACGCUUCCUGGGUUUAUCUCCCCUCCCUUUCCUAUCCUCUCACCCACACCCCCUUCCUCUCCAACCCUCCCGCCUCUUUAACGCUGUCUUCGUCCUCAAUUCUCGCCUGGUCCAAGUCCUUGGCUCCUCCCUGCCAAGCUGACUCGGACCUGGGUGUUAGGCUCCCUCGUCCAUGCCACGUUCAUCGGCCACGGCUAGGAAGAGUCACAGCAAUCGGCAUGAGAAUGGCCUCGUCGGUCCCGGAAAGAAAGUGAACAAGCAAAAGUCCAAUGGGAAUCUGAAUGGGAACUCCAACGGCGCCUCUACCCCGAACUCUGGUCCUUCCACUCAAGUCGACUGGCCCGCAUCUCGCUCUUCCAGCGACUCGGCAAUAACCUCGUCGGCAUCCACGGCAACCAAGGCCAACGGCACGGCGGACAGCUCCAAGGCGGAUGGCAACGGACGCGGCUCACUAAACGGGUAUGCUAAGGGCAACGUGGACAUGUCUUAUGGACAGACAAAUGGCGCCGCCCCGCAGAACGGUGCACUUGCCGGGCAGGCAGCGCGUCGGACGGAGAAGUCGGCGACCGGCUCCAAGAGGUCGGCUUCCAGCGCCUCUGUCAACCCACUCCAGCUGGCCUCGACUAUCCUCAAGUCUUGCCCCAUGUACGACACGAUCGCCAUUCUGAUAUUUCUUCUGCAGCUGCCGCCUAUGGUUCUCACUUUGGUUCAGUUCUUGUUCGCCUCCCUGACCUUCAUGCCUCCUAGCGGUGCGUCUGCUGGUUCCUUGACCUCCAACUUCGACAUCUUCCAGGGCCCUGCCGGAACGCCGUCUCUCGGUACAAUGAUAGCGAUGGAUGGGUUCUGCCUUCUGUUUUGGGGUCUUUUUAUGUGGACUUGGGCGCAGAACUUCGCCCUCGAUCUGGCUCACGUCCAGGUUGCUAUCACCCUGGGCGGAGGAGGGUCGGGUAAAAAUGGAGGGGUCAAUGCCCUUUGCGUUGGCAUCGUUCUCGUAUUACAUCUUCUCCGCAGUAAAGGUAUACAGGAUUUCGUUAUAGGUCACCUGCUCUCCGCGAAAAUCGUCACCCCCGAUUUCUUAUCGCAAUACUCGCAUCUCAUGCCACCCGAGUUUCGGCGCACAGAACCACAGAGCUCUCCAAGCUGGAUGCGCAGUCUUCUUGCGGUUCACAUCUUGGCUCAAGCAGGCACUGCUAUGGCGAGAAGGUCGAUGGCGAAAAACCGGUCCCCAGCCCCACCUCGGAAUGGCAAGCGCGUCGAUACCGAAGCGUCUGCCGGCUCGCAGACACAAAUCGAUUCCGCGUUUGAGUCGGGAGCCAGCGUCUCUUCUUAUAUCGGCGCCGAUGGCCAGAUUGUCACGCCCGCGAACAAGGAUGGCAGGGAUAGACUAGUUUCGGCAAAGAAACGCAGAAGGCAGGCAAAUCAGGUCCGGAGCCGUCAACCGUUUUGGGCCGCGCUCGCGAGCACGAAGGUGACGGUGAUGAGGGAGUAUGAGCAUUCAAGGGCGUUGAACAAAACUGGAAGAGGUCUCAUGAUGACAGAGGAAGACCUUCAGGGUGUUUCGUUGGAUGAUGGACUUGUUUGGAUAACCGAAAUCGAUAGCUCUACGAUCAAAUUCGCCGCUGGUGAUCUCGCCUCACUCGAUGACCCUACGCUUUCCGGGGCAUGCGAAGCUGGCCGUCUGGGAAGUGAAGAAACGGAACCGUUCUAUGUUUGUGUCAAUGGUGCGCUGUGGGCGACUGCAACGAUCAUCAAGGCACAGGAUGCGCCAAAAGGAUCAAAUACGGUACACUGGCGGGGCGAAGUGUCUGGACUUGCCCCAAACUGCGCCUACACUUGCUCCUUCAUGCGAAGUGAUACGGAUGAAGAGAUUUGCGUCAUGAGCGUCAAGACUCCCGCUGCAACUGACGCGGAACAAGUCUCCUCAGUCCCUACUCCUCCGCAACCGUCCUAUCGCCCGUCGUCACCGACCACCACGCUGAAGAACUCGAUCGUCAACGCCGAGGUGAAGCUGAACGAGAAGCGUUCCCGGUUAAGGAAGGCCAAAAACGACCACAAACUCGUCAUAUCCAAAAUCAGGAAGGAGCUGGAUAACUACAACCAUCGUCUGCAGAGUGGUACUGAUGAGAACCGACAAAAGCAACGCUCUUUGCAGCUAGAAAGGAACAUCAAGCAAACCGAAGAAGCCACAGCCGCGCUCGAAAACCAACUUGACAGCCUAGAGAACAUUCCGGAGGAGGAACUGGAGGAAUGGUCGACUCAGAAAGCCGAAUUUGAGAAAGAGUUGGAACAGCUUAACCUUGCCAAGGAGGAGCUGGUCGAUGCGCGGUCCGCUGCUGCUCGUGAGGUGUCUUCCCUGGAGUCUGAGCUGAGCUCUGCCGUGCAGAGAAAAGAACGCCUCCAGGGUCGCCGCACCAGGGUCAACGAGCAAUACGAGCGGAUCGUCUCUGCGAACGCGCAAGGUCUCAAUGAGCGGGAGCGUCGUGCUGCGGAACAGUUCGCCAGGGAGCAAGACCAGGCGAAACUGGAGGUUAGCUUCAACGAUCAGUUUGCAAGCAUCAGCCAGUCCGUUCAGGAGUACCAGUUGCGCACCACCCAGCUGUGGCAACAAGCGGCUGCUAUCGAGCAGGCCAUUCAGCAACAGCAGCAGCAGAUGCUCUUGGAUUCUGCCCCGCUUACUCCCGAAGGGAACCUGCCCGGCACCAACCCUCUGACCGAGGCGCCUAGCAUGUCUCUUGGAGCACUGGCCACCGCCGCGCCCAGCACCAGAUCGCUUCUGGGGCUCAGCUUCCCGUCGCUGAAGUCCAGUCCGCUGCAGCACACUUCGUCUCCUGUUGGUGCGACUUCGUCGUCUCACCCGACCAGCCCGGACCAGCCGCCUUUGUACCUGCAACACUUCCCGACCUCUCCGCUCGGUAACGCCGGCAACUACUUCGAUACGGAUUUCACCUACCGUGACCGGUCGUUCUCCAACCGGUCCGCGCGGAGCAGUGGCUAUGGCACCGAAUUCCUGGACCCUAACCGGCGCGGACCCUUCCAACUCGAUCUUUCCGACACCGUCAUCGAGAAGCAGGGGAAUUCCGGCUCCGAAGGCACCACCCCCAACCCAAUCAUGAGACCUACCACCUCCAGCCCGUUCCAGCGGGCAGGGAGCCGUGGCAGCGGAAGUGGAAGCAAUGGUAGCGGCGGAAGCGGUAGCGGAAGUGGCAGCCCCAGCUCGGCAGGUGCUAAGGGCCACUAGGCCAUGGAGAAAUAGUAGUUUUGUUUUUUUUUUAUUUUUUGAGGUAACUCAAGACAUCUAUCCAUCCAUCCGAUGUGGUCCUGGUUGCAAGUGGUCCCGGUUUCUUGUGUGUAGUAGUGAAUUAUCCAACCUUCGGACAUGACAUUGAAAGUUUGUGUGUGUGUAUGUGUGUGUGUGGCAUUUUUCUCUCCCCUGCAUCGGGUUCCCUGCAUCGGGUUCUUUGGACUACUAGACAGACAUCAUGCACAGACCAGAACAGCCCAGACCGGCAUUUUCUU